Messenger RNA from Erigeron canadensis, 1787 nucleotides. Its product is annotated as transcription factor TCP14-like. Gene Ontology annotation, cellular component: nucleus. The transcript has a single exon. Bases 380 to 1582 code for a protein of 400 amino acids. The record is from RefSeq and is a predicted model, not a curated record. NCBI's taxonomy places the organism in Eukaryota, Viridiplantae, Streptophyta, Magnoliopsida, Asterales, Asteraceae. Gene Ontology annotation, molecular function: DNA-binding transcription factor activity; sequence-specific DNA binding.
UGUUGCUUAAAGCUUGCCUGCCUUCAUUAUCCUUUCUUCCAUUCUCUCUCUUUCUUUGAACCUAGCUACAAACAUCAAAACAUUUGUACAACCUGCCUUGCCCAAAAUUAUAAUCUUUCAAAGAGUGAGUGAGUGAGUGAGUUUAAGCUAGCUAGAAUGAGACUACUGUUGUUGUUUAUAUACACUUGAUAAAGAAAGAAAGAAAUCCAGACCCACAUAUCCUAUAUCCUCCUCAAUUUGAUUCAUUUCAUAUUCUAUCCUUCAUUCAUAUAUAUAAGUUUUAGAGAGAGAAAAAAAAAAGGAAAAAUACUGGCUAGUUUAAUUAGCUAGAAAAGAAAAUAAUAAUAAUAAUAACAAUUCACAUAAUUCUCAUGUGAUCAUGGAUGGUGGUAGUGAAGAUCAUUUCCACCAUCGUCCUAACUUCCCUUUCCAACUACUCGAAAAGAAAGACGAUGAAGCUUGUUCCUCUUCCGCCACUGCCGGCUUUUCAUCUCGUCCUAUCUCCGCCGCCGCCGACACAAACAACAACCUUCAGAUAACCACCACACCUACAGCAGCCGCCACUACUUCAACCACCACCGAACCUUCCAAGAAACUAGCUCCUAAAAGAACAUCAACAAAAGACAGGCAUACGAAAGUUGACGGCCGGGGGCGUCGUAUUCGUAUGCCUGCUUUAUGUGCAGCUAGAGUUUUCCAGCUGACACGUGAGCUUGGUCACAAAACCGAUGGCGAAACCAUCGAGUGGCUGCUACAACAAGCGGAACCCGCUGUUAUAGCAGCCACUGGGACCGGGACAAUCCCGGCUAAUUUCACUUCUUUAAAUAUCUCUCUUCGGAGCUCCGGGUCUAGUAUGUCUGUCCCUUCCCAGCUCCGAUCCGGAUACUUCAACCCGAAUUUCGCUCUCCCACAUAACCGUAAUUUAUUUCCGGGUUUAUCGUCCCCUGAUAAUAAUAGUACUUCCAAUCUAUUGAAUUUCGGGUCGGGUACUAAUUUACAUCAAAUACUCCAACAAACGAAGCAAGAAAAUCGAGACAAUUCUGUUGAAUUAUCUGAAAGUGAAGAACAUAAUGGAGCUAGAAAACGAAGAACACCGGGAGAUUCGGACUUACAACAACAACAACAACAGAUGGGGAAUUAUUUAUUACAAUCAAGCACAACAAAUCCAGGAACAAUUCCAGCUAAUUUUUGGAUGCUUGCAAAUAAUAAUUCAAAUAAUAAUAAUCAAAAUCAACAACAACAAGGAGGAGGAGGAGGAGGAAUGACAGGUGACCCUAUAUGGACUUUUCCAGCUGUCAAUAACACUGCUUUGUAUAGAGGAACUGUUUCUACUGGUUUACAUUUUAUGAAUUUUCCCACACCCGUUGCCCUCUUGCCAAGUGGCCAGCAGUUGUCUGCUGCUGGCCUCGGGGGCAACCCGGGUAGUGGUUAUACCGAGGGACAAUUAAGUAUGCUUGCUGGCUUAAAUCCCUACAGACCGAUAUUCGGUCCUGGGGGAUCUGAGCAACAGCAAGCAAGUGGAUCUCAAUCGCACCAUGGAGGCGGUGGUGGGGGAGGCGAUGAUACCACUAGUCAUCAAUCAUAAAAAGGUUUUCAUACGACCCGAUGGUGGUGUUAGAUUUGUUGUGUAAACACACACACAUAAGGUUUGAUUUGGUUCAAAUUUUUGGCAAAAUUAAUUUUUUUUCUUUUUUUGAAGAUAAUUAUGCUGAUUUUUUUUUUAAAUAUUUGUUUGUGUGAUUAUUUAUGAGGAUUUAUUUACAAAUGGUUUGGAGAGACGAUUUUUAACA